GCAUCAUAUAAUUAUCCUUCAGUCCAUUGUAUAGUCAAAACCAUGCCUGCCACAUCCCCAGCCAUCCUCAUCCUCGGCGCAGGCCCAAACGUCGGGUCGCACGUAGCCAAAGCAUUCGCCUCAAAAGGCUACAAAGUCGCUCUCGCCGCCAGAAAAGCAAAGGAAGCAGACAAUACACCUGACCAAGUCAACAUCCCCAGCGAUCUUUCAGAUCCAAACUCCGUUGUCAAUGCCUUCUCGAAAGUCAAAGCUUUGCUGGGCCUCCCCAGUGUUGUCGUUUACAAUGCUGGAGCAUUAACCAUGAACAACGCAAAGAACCCGCUCUCCCUUCCCUUGGCAGACUUCACUCGCGACUUCAUCGUCAACACAACCUCCGCUUUCGUAGCCGCACAGCAAGCUGUGCUAGCUUUCGAACAGCUCCCUGAAUCUGCAUCAAAGACAUUCAUAUACACAGGCAACAUCACAAAUGUUGUUCCCCUUGCACCUGUUCUUGAUUUAGGUGUAGGGAAGUCGGCGACAGCGCAUAUCAUCCAGUCUGCGGCUGCUGCGUAUAAGGACAGAGGGUUCAAGUUCUAUUAUGGUGAUGAGAGGAAGGCUGAUGGGUCGGCUGCUUUUAUGGACAUUGACGGGGAUGCUCACGGGAAGAUGUAUCUUGAACUUGCUGAGGAGAAGGAACAGGGGCCUUGGCAGCAGACGUUUGUAAAGAAUGUGGGGUACAAGAACUUUGCUUGAUUUUUAAGUCUCACUUGGGAAGAAAAAUUCUUUCUCGUAUUUGUGUUUGGAGCUUGGAAAACCUAGGAAUUUAUAUUUUUGAAACAAG
This is a messenger RNA of Hyaloscypha bicolor E, 820 nucleotides long. RefSeq names its product putative short-chain dehydrogenase. The record is from RefSeq and is a predicted model, not a curated record. The transcript has 3 exons. Bases 43 to 732 code for a protein of 229 amino acids. Lineage: Eukaryota; Fungi; Ascomycota; Leotiomycetes; Helotiales; Hyaloscyphaceae.